Humulus lupulus (European hop) is the source of this 476-nucleotide messenger RNA. RefSeq names its product structural maintenance of chromosomes protein 5-like. Gene Ontology annotation, cellular component: Smc5-Smc6 complex. Gene Ontology annotation, biological process: double-strand break repair via homologous recombination. The transcript has 3 exons. The coding region runs from base 204 to 476 and encodes 90 amino acids. NCBI's taxonomy places the organism in Eukaryota, Viridiplantae, Streptophyta, Magnoliopsida, Rosales, Cannabaceae. The record is from RefSeq and is a predicted model, not a curated record. Gene Ontology annotation, molecular function: ATP binding; ATP hydrolysis activity.
UGAUAAAGGGAUUCACACUGGACAAAUGGUUCUGCGGCUAGUUGAAGCAGUUGGUAACUUUUCAACAGUUCUUUCCUUCUCUCAGUAUGUAUGCAAUUAUGUACUAAAACACACACACACACAAGCACGGAGAGGAAUCUGGAUAUACUAAGAUUACCUUGCGAGGGGCCACUAAAGAGGAGCGUAUUACCAUUAUCCGAAAAAUGGAUACACAUAACAAGUCUGAGUGGUUGUUAAAUGGAAAAGUGGUGCCUAAGAAGGAUAUUGCUGAAAUAACUAAAAGGUUCAACAUCCAAGUCAACAAUUUGACUCAGUUUCUGCCUCAAGACAGAGUCUGUGAAUUUGCUAAGUUAUCUCCUGUAGAACUUCUUGAAGAGACUGAGAAGGCUGUUGGCGAUCCUCAACUUCCAAUUCGGCAUCGUGCGCUAAUAGAAAAAGGUAAGGAAGUGAAGGAUUUAGAACGAGUAAGUUUCUAG